GGUGAUCUCCUGCAGGGGACCAACAGCUCUCUCUCAGGUUUAUGGAAACCUGACCUCCCAUUGGUGGAGAAGUGCAUGAGGAAACCAGCUCUGCUGCAGAGGACAGGUUUAGUCAUAAGAGUGCUUUGCAACAUCCAGGAAAAUGUCUGGCUCCUACGAUGAAUUUGCAGUUGCUGACGACACCAUGGACAGCUUCUGGGAGGUGGGGAACUACAAACGUGCUGUCAAGAGAGUUGAUGACGGCCAUCGGCUCUGCAAUGACCUCAUGGGCUGCCUGCAGGAGCGUGCCAAGAUAGAAAAAUCGUACGGCGAUCAGCUAACUGCAUGGUCCAAGAGAUGGAGGCAGCUCAUUGAGAAAGGCCCACAGUACGGCUCCGUGGAGAGAGCCUGGCUGGCUGUGAUGACCGAGGCGGAGAAGGUGAGUGAGCUGCACCAAGACGUGAAGAACAACCUGAUGAACGAGGACGUGGAGAAGGUGAAGAACUGGCAGAAGGAGGCCUAUCACAAGCAGAUGAUCGGAGGCUUCAAAGAGGCCAAGGAGGCGGACGAAGGCUUCAAGAAGGCUCAGAAACCAUGGGCCAAAAAGCUCAAGGAGAUGGAGGCAGCUAAGAAAACAUACCACAUGGCCUGCAAGGAGGAGAAGCUGGCUGUGGCCCGCGAGGCCAACGGCAAGACUGAGGCUUCUGUCACAGCAGACCAGCAGAAGAAACUCCACGAGAAGGUGGACAAAUGCAAACAGGAUUCCCAGAAGGCUAAAGAAAAGUACGAGAAGUCUCUGGAGGAGCUGAAUAAGUGCACCCCGCAGUACAUGGAGUGCAUGGAGCAGGUGUUCGACCAGUGCCAGCAGCAUGAAGUCAGGAGGCUGACCUUCCUCAAAGAGGCCUUGCUGGACAUCAAACGCCAUCUUAACCUCACCGAGAACCAAAGCUAUGCCACAAUAUACAGAGAACUGGAGCGCACCAUCCUGUCUUCAAACACACAAGAGGACCUGAAGUGGUUCAGCAACAACCACGGCCCUGGGAUGCAUAUGAACUGGCCUGCAUUUGAGGAAUACAACCCAGAACAGGCUGCUGCUCCUCCAAAGAAGAAGAAACCAGACGGAGCCCCACCCACUCCGAGCACCGACCAUGUGGCUCCCCCUGGUGACCGUAGCAGUGUGAGCAGCUAUGAGAAAAACCAAGCUUACUCGACUGAGUGGUCCGACGAUGAGCAGCCCGCCACGUACUCUGGCAACGAAAACGGCGGGAACGGGAAUUCUUUUGAAGAAGAUUCCGGCUCUGGGAAAGCGGUCCGUGUCCGCGCGCUCUAUGAUUACGAAGGCCAGGAACAGGAUGAGCUCACCUUCAAAGCAGGUGAUGAACUGACCAAGACCGAGGACGAAGACGAGCAAGGCUGGUGUAGAGGUCGUUUGGACAGCGGCCGAGAGGGACUGUACCCGGCCAAUUAUGUCGAGCCAAUCUAGUCCCGGUAACUGGACAAGGACACGCCAUUGGAGGCAGCUUGAACUGUCCCGUCCAAUUGCAUCGCACAUAGCCAGAGACUUAAGAGCAACACAUCCCUUGCCCAACAGAUGCGCCAAGCAGUCUUGCCUAAAUAAAAAACUUAGUAACCUAAAAAGACAAUAUAUCAGUAUAAUAUAUUUUAUCCAGCAUUUGGGGUGGGUGGACUUACACAUUUAAA
Messenger RNA from Anoplopoma fimbria (sablefish), 1680 nucleotides. RefSeq names its product protein kinase C and casein kinase substrate in neurons protein 1-like. The transcript has 10 exons. Gene Ontology annotation, cellular component: plasma membrane; cytoplasm; endosome. Gene Ontology annotation, molecular function: protein binding; phospholipid binding. Gene Ontology annotation, biological process: neuron projection morphogenesis; plasma membrane tubulation; cytoskeleton organization. NCBI's taxonomy places the organism in Eukaryota, Metazoa, Chordata, Actinopteri, Perciformes, Anoplopomatidae. The record is from RefSeq and is a predicted model, not a curated record. Bases 143 to 1462 code for a protein of 439 amino acids.